Molecule: messenger RNA, 573 nt
Organism: Mesorhabditis spiculigera
Lineage: Eukaryota; Metazoa; Nematoda; Chromadorea; Rhabditida; Rhabditidae
Source: the annotation of a GenBank genome assembly
AUGGUACGGGAGAAGUUGCUGAAAUCGAGAGCACUCGUGCUGUCCAUCUAUGAAGGUCUAUUGAGUAUAGUGACGAACUGCAAGGCUUGUAAGAAGAACAUCGCCGUCGCUUCAGCCUGGUUUAAGUGGACGAUGCGUGGUUUUGUUUAUAUUGUACUGAUGGGAUACCUACAGCUAGAAGACCGCCUAGACCAGGAUUUGGCAGCGCACGGGCUUGAUUUGAUGCGGCAACGCGAUGCGUUUGUUAACUCAUCCAAUCUGCUGCUGAUGAUUGGUAUAUACCGCCGUGGACGUGCGCUAUUUCCAAGUAGCCUGGAGGGCCUGGGACGAGAGAAAAUAGAUCCGUUCUAUACGGAAACGGGGAAAAAUGGAAAAUCUCCAUCUUUCAUUCCAGUCGCUCCGUUCCAGAUCUAUUGUCAAUUGACAUUUGACCGGAUCAAAAACGAACCGACUAACAAGCCCGAUAAAAAUAAAGUAUUAUUUGAGUUUGGUACGACGCAUGGUGGUUCAUUUCAAGCAUAUUUGACGAUGAGGUACCUCACUCACUAUGGAACGGAAUUCGUCAGAUUUUGU